UUUUGGGCUAAUCGAAGAAGAACGAACGUUCCCUCUCUUCUCUUCUCUUCUCUGAGAGAAAUCUUUUCGAUCCCAUUUUCGAAACUCUCUCUCUCUCUCUGCUGUGUUUGGCUUUCUGGGUUUCUCUUCUCAUCUUCCAACGAUUCUCAUUAAUUCUUCUUCUUCCUCCGUUAGCUUUCUCAUUCUUUGUUAGGAUAUUAUAUUAGUCUCAAAGCUGAUGACGACGAGUUUGGAUCGGUGGGAGAAAGAUCCUUUCUUUCCCGCUGCUGAAGAGGUUCAGGAAUCUGCCGACAGGAUGGAGUCGGCGUACAGGACAUGGAUCAACGCGAAACGAGACUCUUCUAAUGUAUGGGACUCAGAGCAGCUUCAUAGGGACCUUCACGCUGCUUUAGGAACCACCAAAUGGCAGUUAGAUGAAUUCCAGAAAGCUGUGAAAUCAAGCUACGACAAUCGUAUGAGUGAUGAAACUAGAGAUAGGCAUCGUGAGUUUACAUUCGCUAUGGAAGCUCAGGUUUCCAAAAUCGAGAAAUCUCUCAAGGAAGCUGCGGUAUCUGAUGGCAAAGGCACUCCUAGAUGGGUUCGUUUGGAUGAAGAUGAUCGUAAUGAGCUUGCUCUCUUCUUGACUGGACCGUCUGAUUCUGUCAAAGUAGUAAACCAGCCUAAUGGGCAUAGAAGGACGGCUAGUGCUGCUGAAUUCGGUGCUUGGAACGUUGUCGUUUCUGACGAUGGUUUGUUGAAGAAAAAAUCUUGUGAUGAGGAGGAGCCAGUGGUUCGACCUCCGAGGAAAGUACCUAGCUUCUCUGGUUUCUUAAAUUAUAUGGAACCUGGGUCUAAGCAUUGUAUUCGAAAGUGGAAGGCUUUAGAUCGUCAGGGAGACUCUGAUGCUGCUUUGUUACCUAUCCAAGCUAACCAACAAGUCGUGAAUGGAGGAGGUUUAGAGAGGGGCAAAAGUUGUAUGGAGUGUGAGGAGGAUUGUUACGAAAAGCAGCUUCAUGGUUGGUAUGGAGCUUUGCAGAGGCAACUUCAACGGUCUCAGUAUCGGAUGCGAUAUAGUAAAUCGGUUCACGCUGCUGUUUGGAUUCUUCUUUUAGUUUUUCUUAUCGUGGUAGUUGCAGUGCAUUCAAUGUAGAAGACUGGUGGUAUUGAAUAGCACGUUCGAGUGAGUUCAGUCAUCUUGUGUGUAAACGGGAAAAGAGACGAAUUUGGCAAAUCUUCAUUUUUUACUGUACAGUUAAUUCCACUGCUAUUGGUUGUUUUGUAAUGUAGAAAUGAUUUUUUUUUUGGUUCGAUUAUUUGAAAGGGGUUUCAUUGAGAGAAAGAGAAACUGAGUAGACAACAUUGUAGAGUUAUUUGGAACGACAAACCCAAGAUAAAAAGAUUGUGGAAAAGUCAAUUCGAAUAUAUUAUUGAUUCGAGUAUCUGAACUUCUGAAGUGAUAUACACUGAGAAG
Molecule: messenger RNA, 1450 nt
Organism: Camelina sativa (false flax)
Lineage: Eukaryota; Viridiplantae; Streptophyta; Magnoliopsida; Brassicales; Brassicaceae
Biological process (GO): Golgi vesicle transport
Cellular component (GO): membrane
Source: RefSeq, a predicted model, not a curated record